Molecule: messenger RNA, 1896 nt
Organism: Xiphophorus maculatus (southern platyfish)
Lineage: Eukaryota; Metazoa; Chordata; Actinopteri; Cyprinodontiformes; Poeciliidae
Gene: bdnf
Product: brain derived neurotrophic factor
Exons: 4
Coding region: 867-1676 (269 amino acids)
Biological process (GO): nerve development; memory; positive regulation of peptidyl-serine phosphorylation
Molecular function (GO): growth factor activity; nerve growth factor receptor binding
Source: RefSeq, a predicted model, not a curated record
UUGUCCGUGCUGGAAAAGAUCUAAAUGUCCACUGCGUGUGCGUAAUAGGCCCGUGGCCCUUCGCCAAACUGGGAGAUAUAGUCUAUAACACAAACAGGCGAAUAAGUCAGAAGUUUUAUGUCCGUCACUGCUCCUCGGUGCGGAUUUAAAGCUUUAAAGGCACUCGUCGAGCGAUCAGCCCGGGAAGAAAAAAAAAAAAGAAUCCCCUACAGUCUCCCCCAUAAAACUUGUGCCGCCGUCGCUCAUUUCAAUCACGUAAGACCCCUAAUGGCGUUGUCCGGGCGAGGGUGUUACGUAUAUCUCUACAAGCUUUUCUGACAAGCCGGGCGUCUUGUUGUUGUUUGUCUAAACUGUGGAGCCACCAAGGUGUUGCCUCAGAGAGUUUAAGCACGCCGAUAUUGCAAAGGGUUAUUAGAUUCAUAAGUCAGCGAAGUGGUGGGCGAUCUACUGAGCACAGCAGAAGUUCUCAUAUGAUGACUUCAAACAAGACACAUUACCUUCCAGCAUCUGUUGGAGUGAGUGGAUAUUAAGACACUUCUAUCUCCAGGACAGCGUAGGGGGAAAAAUGCACGUUGGACAGAGGCACCGGAGUCGUGCAUGGACUAACACGCCGAGUGGACGCCAACUCUCUUUCUCUCUUUUCCCAACCCCCCUUUGCCAAACCUGGGAUUGUUUUUUCAACUUUUGCGCACUGUCAAAGUUGAAAUGUUAGGGGCGUCUAGUCUUUUGCACAGCACAUUCUCUGUACCUAUAAGCCCCCCCACACUGCGUUAAACUUUGGGACAUGCAAGUCUUGGUCGCGGAGAUCUAACCACGCACAUAGUGGUUGUCAGCCCCUUGUAAAGUUCCACCAGGUUAGAAGAGUGAUGACCAUCCUGUUCCUUACUAUGGUUAUUUCAUACUUCAGUUGCAUGAGAGCUGCGCCCCUGAGAGACGCCCCGGGCAUGCGGGGCCAUUGGACGGAAGGCUACCUGGGCGCUGCUGCGACGGCCCCCCGAGGCCAUGGGACUCCACAGAGUGGCGGCGGGCCGGGCCAGCGCGAGGAGCUCCCCUCGCUCACAGACACAUUCGAGCAGGUGAUAGAGGAGCUGCUGGAAGUGGAGGGUGAGGCGGUGCAGCUGGGACAGGGGGCCGACAAGAGUCAGGGAGGUGGGGGCCCGUCGCCCGUGGCCACCGCAGAGGCCAAUGAUGUCGAUCUGUACAACUCGCGGGUGAUGAUCAGCAACCAAGUGCCUUUGGAGCCGCCGUUGCUCUUUCUCCUGGAGGAAUACAAAAACUAUCUGGAUGCUGCGAACAUGUCCAUGAGGGUGCGGCGGCACUCCGACCCCUCGCGGCGUGGAGAGCUCAGUGUGUGUGACAGUAUUAGCCAGUGGGUGACAGCUGUGGAUAAAAAGACGGCGAUAGACAUGUCUGGGCAGACAGUAACCGUCAUGGAGAAGGUCCCUGUCCCCAAUGGCCAACUGAAGCAAUACUUUUAUGAGACCAAAUGCAACCCCAUGGGGUACACAAAGGACGGCUGCAGAGGAAUAGACAAGCGGCAUUAUACAUCCCAAUGCAGGACAACCCAGUCCUACGUGCGAGCGCUCACCAUGGAUAGCAAAAAGAAGAUUGGCUGGCGGUUUAUAAGGAUAGACACUUCAUGUGUAUGCACAUUGACCAUUAAAAGAGGGAGAUAGUGUAUAAAAUGUAUAGAUUUUAUUGAAGAGUUUAAAAAAGAGAAUAAAGAGAAAAUAUCUAUUUGUAUAUAUACAUAACAGGGUAAAUUAUUCCGUCAAAUGAAAAUUUUAUGGACUGCAUGUAAAAAAAGAUGAAGUUUAUACAGUAAAGUGAUACUACAGUCUAUUUAUUGAACAUAUUCAUGACCUUGUAAACAAUUAAAAAAAAUCUGAUCAGUCA